Molecule: messenger RNA, 837 nt
Organism: Lithohypha guttulata
Lineage: Eukaryota; Fungi; Ascomycota; Eurotiomycetes; Chaetothyriales; Trichomeriaceae
Exons: 4
Coding region: 1-837 (278 amino acids)
Cellular component (GO): plasma membrane
Molecular function (GO): acetate transmembrane transporter activity
Source: RefSeq, a predicted model, not a curated record
AUGUCGGACUCCAGCGAUGACCACAACCUCGAGAAGGGCGGUACCGAUGUCAGACACGAAGACAUGUUGAAACGCGUUCGAACCGCGGGCAGCGUCACAAUCUCUCCUGAGAUCUUCGAGUCAAUGUUCUUGGCUCCUAAGACUCAGGUAGCUGGUUCCCUCCGAGUAACCUUUGGUAACCCAACUGGCAUUGCCAUCGCUGGUUUCCUCCUCUGCACGACUCCUCUUUCGAUGGAACUUCUCGGCUGGCGAGGUGCAGGUGGUCUUGGUGCAGCAACGGUCGGUGCAUACUUCUUCCUCGGUGGCCUGAUGCUCACACUUGGUGGUAUCGGUGAAUGGAUCCUCGGCAACACAUUCCCAGCUAUCGUGUUCACUUCAUUUGGCGGCUACUGGUUCACAUUCGGUGCAACUCUGGUUCCUGGAUACGCAGCCUACGCUUCAUACGCAACCGAUCCGGCCAACCCAGCUUCUGGAAUGAAUCCAACCUUCUUCGCUUCAUUCGCUUUCUUCCUUGUUGCGAUGUGCAUGCUCUGCUGCGUAUACUGUGUUGCAGCACUCAGGACAAAUAUUGCGUUCUUCCUCAUCUUCUUGAUGCUGAUUCCAUGCUUUGGCUGUCUCGCGGCUGCUUUCUUCGCUCUUGCUGAUGGCAACACAGCAGGCGCAGUGGUAUACCAACACGUCGGGGCUGCACUUCUUCUAGCAGUGACAAUCGUCGGUUGGUGGAUCUUCAUCGCCUUGGUUCUCCUAGCCGUCGAUUUCCCAUUCUUGAUUCCUCUUGGUGAUCUGUCGACUCACAUCAAGGGUUUCAGUGACCGACAGAAGGCUAAGAGCGGUUAA